This is a messenger RNA of Echinops telfairi (small Madagascar hedgehog), 4902 nucleotides long. It is a transcript of the gene STX7, whose product is annotated as syntaxin 7. Gene Ontology annotation, biological process: intracellular protein transport; vesicle fusion; vesicle-mediated transport. The record is from RefSeq and is a predicted model, not a curated record. Gene Ontology annotation, cellular component: endomembrane system; synaptic vesicle; SNARE complex. Gene Ontology annotation, molecular function: SNARE binding; SNAP receptor activity. The transcript is spliced from 10 exons. Bases 155 to 940 code for a protein of 261 amino acids. NCBI's taxonomy places the organism in Eukaryota, Metazoa, Chordata, Mammalia, Afrosoricida, Tenrecidae.
GCCCGUCAGCUGAGAAUUGUAGUUGGCCGCGGUGGGACGGGCGUGUGACCCGGGCCGGAGGAGGAGGAAGCACAAGAGGUCGCGGUGAGUGCUUGGAAAAGAAUCUGGAUAGCUCACCAACAUCUGAUGACCUUGGAGGGUGAGCAAGUCAGCCAUGUCUUACACUCCAGGGAUCGGUGGUGACCCUGCCCUGCUGGCCCAGCGCAUCUCUUCCAACAUCCAGAAGAUUACACAAUGUUCUGUGGAAAUACAAAGGACCCUAAAUCAACUUGGAACACCUCAAGAUUCACCUGAAUUGAGGCAACAGCUGCAGCAGAAGCAGCAGUACACUAACCAGCUUGCCAAAGAAACAGAUAAGUACAUUAAAGAGUUUGGAUCUCUGCCCACCACCCCCAGUGAACAGCGUCAAAGGAAAAUCCAGAAGGAUCGCUUAGUGGCGGAGUUCACGACCUCACUGACAAAUUUUCAGAAGGUUCAGAGGCAAGCUGCUGAGAAAGAGAAGGAGUUUGUUGCUCGAGUCAGAGCCAGCUCCCGGGUGUCUGGUGGUUUUCCGGAGGACAGUUCCAAAGACAAGAAUUUUGUAUCUUGGGAAAGCCAACCUCAAUUUCAAGCACAGGCCCAGGAUGAAGAGAUUACAGAAGAUGACCUGCGCCUUAUUCACGAGAGAGAGUCUUCGAUUAGGCAAUUGGAAGCCGAUAUUAUGGAUAUUAAUGAAAUAUUUAAAGAUCUGGGAAUGAUGAUUCAUGAACAAGGAGAUAUGAUAGAUAGCAUCGAAGCCAAUGUAGAAAAUGCGGAGGUCCACGUUCAACAAGCAAACCAGCAGCUGUCCAGAGCAGCAGACUAUCAGCGCAAAUCCAGAAAAACCAUGUGCAUCAUCAUUUCUAUCGUUGUUAUUGGAGCUGUGAUUAUCGGUCUCAUCAUCUAUGGAGUGAAAGGCUAAAAUUAGAAACGCACGCACUGCUGCACCACAUUCUCUAUAAAUUAUGUAGGAAGAUUCCUGAAUCAUGUUUGUUUUUAAUACUAUUAUUGCAAAGCUAUUAAGUAAAGAAUGGUUCCCAUUCUUUGUUAUUUUUAUUUGAGGAGAAGUUUCCUUUGCAUUCAAAUCAGAUAUUUUCUAAUACUGAAAGGUUUUCUAAAUACCCCUGCUGGCAUAGCUUCCCUGGUUUUCAACCUAUUAACUGUUAGGUUUUAGCCUACAUUGUAUAUGCCUUUCAUUUAUAAUUUAUUAUCCCUGUUGGCUUAGUUUUGAGAAUUAGUAGACUAAGGGUGUUUGUGUCUGAAUGUGUUCUCUGUCACUGUGAAUAUAUGCACCCCGAUUUGUGUUAUUUUAAUUAAAAAUCUCAAAUCUAAUUUCAACUUGGACCAGCAGAGAAAGGAUUCUCAAUAACUUUUAAGAAUUAACGUACUGAGUUUUGUUUUGGCUUUUUUAUGUGUUUGUGGGGGUUGAUUUUUUAUUUUCUUUUUUCUGUUCACAACAGGACAAAUUACAUGUUUAACUUUUAUUAUUGGUUUUUUUCUUCAGACCUUUGUUUACUAUAAAAGAAUUCAGUAAAUAAUUACCUAAUAUAUCAUAUUCCUCUUGUGUACAUAUAAAGCAUUUGCUGUAGAUUGCCUAGUAAAAUACUAAAGAUAGAGUGUUUAUUCAUAGGCUCGUUUUAGGUCUGACAUUCUCUGGGGAAAGUGUAGCCCUCAUAAAUGAUCAUUUUAAUUUUGAAGAAGAGUAUGAAAAAUCAUUGCCUACUUUUUGGACUUGAAAAUUCUCAACUUGCUGCCCCACUGAAAGUCUUAAAUACAGUAUUGCGAUGUGGGUUGUUAUUUACUUUCCUUAAUGACCCAUAGAACAAUGGUUACUUGCAUAUGUAUCUUUGGAUCAGAAUUACUUUUGAAAAGUAACCCUCCUUCGAUGACUGUUUUUGAGCACCUGAUGUGCACAAUGUAGUAAAUUUAGAGCUUGACUUGCGUGCCAUUUUGUACCAGCCUUCAUUAGAAAAGGAAUUAGAUGUUUUGCCAAUUGUGUCACUUUGCCUUUUUAAAUCAACGUUGUUUUAAUGGCCUAAUCUGAAUACUGUAAAGAAAAUUAAGUUUAUAAUUUGUAUUUUAUAAUGUUCUUAUAUAGUGAAGUUUGAUAGUGAAGGCAAUGUUUUACAUGGCAAGCCAUGACUCUUCACAUGGGAACAAAGACCAUGCUAAGUACCUAAAUAAAUGGUAUCCCUGCAACCAAAAUAAAAAUAACCCCAAAAAAGCCUUUGGAGGUCUGUAUUUCAUAAGGACUCUGCUUGGAUGGAAGAUGCUUAGCACACACUGGGUGCUGACCUACCUGUAAUCACGACACAUGGGAAGCAACCACACAGCCACCAUUCCACAUCUUCCUGGAGCAAUGAUCUAGUCAAAGUGCUGUGUUUCUGUGACUGCAAAAGGCUUUGCCCCUAACAGGUAGGAACUGUUUGGUAGAGAUGUCAGAAAAAAGUGAUUUUGUUUGUCCCAUAAAAGUAAGACCUUAGAAAGCUUGUUUGUUAGUGAGUGAUUCAAAACAGUGAUUUUGUGUUCCUAGAGAAUCAGGUUGCAUGAAUUAACAGGGUGAGCCACGUAGCCAGGAAAACUCAUGCAUAGAUUCCCUGUUCUGGGGUUGGUGCAAGGCAUUGAGCUCAGACACAUUUCUCUGCAAGUCCACAGAAAAGGGUACUUGCCUCUGUUUUAAAAAGGGGUCUUGUCAAUUCUCUAGGGCUUGGUAGUACUGUCAGGUAAGCACUGGACUGCUAGCCUCAAGGUCAGGGUUUCAAAACCCCAGUUACUCCAUAGGAGAAAGACAAAGGUAUCUGCUCCCAUAAGGACUUGUGGUUUGGGCAACCCUGCAUCGGGCAACUGUCCAGACCGACCAAAUAGCAGCGGGUAGCAGCUCUGCGUCAGUUCCACUUCCUACCACACAUCUUUAAUAUGGUGUUUGCUCACAUUAUGACAAAUUGCAUGAACUUCUGUUCGCCUUAGUGAGUUCCCCAUACCUGCAAACAGACUUUAAAAAGAAAAGGCAUGAUUUUUUAACCUCUAUUUAAAAUAUAGUGAUUUAACAAUUGUUAAUUUAACGAGGACUCUAGUGGCAUAUAGAUUUUGAAUGGAAAUUUUACAGAGCACACUGAGAACACAAAAAGUACAUUGUCGAUUAGAAAACAUGUAGUGAUGUGGGAAAAUAAAAAUUCCUCAUAAAGUUUUUCUUAAGAUUAGAUUCAGAAUUGCUUUGGAAGGAGAAGCUUAGCAUAUCAGAAAUAAAAUGAGAUUUCUUUUCCUGAUGAAAUGUCUGAAUCUGCCUGAGGCCAUUUUGAAUCAAAUUGAUUAUCUCUCUUUGGGAAAGUUUCCUUAGCAAGUGACACACUUACUCACCGUGAACCCAGAAGACACACUUGAGUGACUCAGACCAAGCUUAACCAGCCUCGCAGUUAAGUAGAAUAACUUGUAUGUGGCCAUUGUGAAGGAUAAAAGCAGUUGCCGUCAAGUGUUUCACCUGAUUUUCCCAGAACUAAGUUACCAUGCUUCUCUACAUCGGCAUCUCCGUCUCCAUCGGCAUCUACAUCUACAUUGGCUCCAGCCUCCAGCUUUUCAAGGAUCACCGGAGCACAUUAAUCACGUGUACCACACAGGGACUCUCUGUGGCCGUUGUACUAGUCAUUAGUUAUUAUGAAAGUCAUUUUGGUAAGAGGGUGUGUGUUCCCAUAGAACUCAAGGGGGGCAAUGUAGGAGUCAAGAGAAAGGCUGAUGAGCACAGCCAACUUGAUUCCCAUCGGCGCCAUAACCAAGAAAAUGGGCUCCCCCUCAGUGACUCAGCUGCUUCUGCAAGCAGGUGACUAUUCUGGCAAUUAUGGUUACAAUAAUGGCAACCAGGGAUUUUAUCAGGAUAUAGGGCAACUCUGGAAAUAAGUAGGAGACUAGAAAUGAUAGUAGCAAGAUAUGAUAGGCUCUUGGUGGAUAUUUGCUUAAAAUAUUAGGUGGUUCAUCUCAGUAGCUAUUUGUUAUUUGUAUUGGACUGAAGAAUGAAUAAGGUGUCUGUAUUCAUGUCUAUUUCCCAUCACUUCAAUCAUUCUGUUGGACACCGUUGGGCUUGCAGGGUUCCCUUCUGGGCUUACAAUGCUGUUACCAUUGUCAGGGUUCAUUUCGCUUCAGAACAAGCUGGACACAGGGUUAAACCAUGAUUCUGUAGAACCUUUGGUUUGGAACAAUUUCAUUUGGGGGAUUUUGUAUAUAUUCCAUACAAGAGGGGUAUGCUAUAGGUAAAAAUACAAGCUAAUGCUUUGUCUUAGUUUUAGGAAAUGAAAGUAAACAUGAUUGAAGUUUUCUUAUAUUGAAAAUAACCUAUAUGAUUGUAUCAUGUUUGCAUCUUUAGAAGUAUGUUAAAUUGCUUUAACUCCUCACCUCUUGUGGAAAUCAGCCCUUCAAAGUUUGUUUGGUUUCUGUUCUUGGAUAUGAUUGUAUUUCCAAUUUUUUGUUCAUGGAAGGAUUCAAUAAAACUUAGGUCAUUGAACAAAAUAAAAAAGCCUAAGUAUGAGCAUAAGUGGAGCUUGCUCUAGGACAGCGGACCCUGGAGGCAGCAGCAUCUGGAGUCAGAACCACAGAGCACAAGAUGCCUCAGCAGUGUCAGCAUCAUUAACUGAACCCUACAGCGAAGGUCAAUGACAUCAUUGCUUUUGUUAAACAUGUUUAAUAAUUUGUGGGGAAAGAAAUAGUGUUCUGAAUAUCAAUCUUUUAUAACAAAUUUAUACUGAUGAAGUGACUGAAAAUUUCCUGUUCCACAAAGUUGGCUAAUGGCUUAUCUAAGAAAGUGCAAAAUUGUCUUUGUACUAGGUGUAAUUUUGUGUGUGUCUUCAUGUAUAAGAAGUAAUCUAAUAAAAGAGAACACCUGCGUAAAGAAAAUAA